ACCAGUCGAAGGCCCUAAACAGGAUCACGCGGGACAGCCUGUUUACCAACCUGUUUUGAUCCUACAGCUCCUAAUAAAAACUCAGCUUUUCCUCGUUUUGAAGUCUUUGGUUCUAGAUCUUUUAAAGUCUAACCACUGACCACAUAGACACAGCCAAUUCCAGCGACAACACCAGACGACACUACCACCCCAGCAGCCACGUUGAGAUUUACCAACUUCGUCCAACAGCACUACGGCAACCUCCUUCUUCGUCGCCACUAUCAUAUCCUUAACGUCGUCAACAUCAUCUCUCUUCGUACACAGCUCAGCAAGCAAUUCACCCAGGUUCCAACAGUUCACUGUUCGUGAAUUACUUCACCAUGGAUCAACAACGAAUAUACAACCUGCAUGAACUCCUGUACAAGCGACCCAAGCAGCAGCAUCACAGCCACGACAUCACGUAUGACAUGUAACCGACUCAGCAUCAUGUCCGCGACUUCUUCAUGUAGUGCUUCAGCUACCGUGUACUAAUGACUACGAACUGGUAUUAUCAUUCUCGUGUCUAUGAACUUCUCACUUCAAUCUCAGUUACUCUUUUACUUGUUUCAGUCACUUGACUGCGGCCAUGCUGGAGCACCGUCUUUAGUCGAGCAAAUCGACCCCAGGACUUAUUCUUUGUAAGCCUAGUACUUAUUCUAUCGGACACUUUUGCCGAACCGCUAAGUUACGGGGACGUAAACACACCAGCAUCGGUUGUCAAGCAAUGUCUUGUAAACCCUAACAUCGAGUCGCUAUUCCAGAUCGGGUGUCUUACUCCUAACUAUUUGAUAUUUGGUACUAUACUUUCAAAAGUCAUAGACUCUGACACAUUCCACUUCAGAAUCAUUCCAGUGUGAUCACUUUUAUUUCUAGAUGACAAGACCUACGCCGCCUCAUUUGUCUUUAUUCGCUAUUUUGUAUAUGCUUCGUCCAACUGUUUUGUGGAUAUUUUCAAUUUGUCAAAGGUUGUAGGUGGUAUUACGGAUGGAAAGGCUCUGCUGUCCACAGCCAACAGACUCUGCUGGCAACUCUUGCAGUUCCAAACAAUGAGGAUUUUUGCAGGUGUUCUAUCAUAACAUUUGUACCAGUCUUUUUGAGCUACGUUGGCAGUUGAGAACUGAUACUUCCAAGCGUGUCAAUCACUACUGGUAUCACGUCCACUCUCUUCAUUGCUCGCAACCUGCGUAUUUCCCACUUCAACUCCUCAAAGUUGUUCGUUUGAAUGAGUUAUGAUGGAAACCAGCGCCGCUGCCGUAUUCAAGGGGCCUGGUCCACCGGCCCUGCCCAGGAGCAGACUGAAACACAGAGAUUAUGGGCAGGGCCAGCAGCUUCUCGGCCCUACUACGUUAUUCAGAAUGUGUCACAUAUACCAGAACGUAGUGGCAGUAAUAAAGUAAGUAAAAGUACCAGUAACCCAGACAUCUUCCCGUCCAGUAUGAACAACAACAACAACAACAACAACAACAAUGACAGCAACCAACACACAAAGGCGAAUCCAACACAAAUUACACCAAAAAUCCCAAAAAACUUCUCCUGGGUCGUUGAUGGGUUUUUAGCAGCACUUGGAUUUCCUAACGAAGCUGCCAACAUGAUGUAUUUAGUAAAACAUGGCAUAAAAUACCUCAUUAGUUUAACUGCGGAACUUACCCCUUCCUUACAGGGAUUCGAAGAUAAAUUAGUUUGGUCUCAAAUUAAGAUAAAAGACUUCUCACCUCCAACUCUUCAACAAGUUGAUGAAUUCCUGAAAGUUGUUGAAAAAGCUCGUUCUGAAAAUUCGGCUGUGGCAAUCCACUGUGCCCAUGGAAAAGGAAGAACUGGUACCAUGAUUGCUUGUUAUCUGAUUAAGUAUCACAAUCAGACAGCCAGUGAAGCAUUAAGAAACAUUCGGGAAUCAAGACCUGGUUCAGUGGAAACUUUUCAACAAGAAGAAUUAAUUUAUAUGUUUGAAAACCAACACAACCUGACAAAAAUGCAAAACAAAACUGAAGAAUCUCGUUAGAAAUAACACCAUUAGAAACUAAUUAACUCUAAAAUUCACAAGGUCUAGAAACAUCUUUUAGUUCUUCUUGUAACCAGUUUUAGAAGAAGGCAGGUUAUAUUUUCAUCUUUCCAACUUUUCAUUUUUUUUUUUACCAUUUUGUUAUUUAUUCAUUUUGUAUAAUUUUCAUUUGAAGUAUUUUUGCUCAUGUAAUUUCAACUGCAUAUCAUUUAUAAUGUCUUGGCAGUUAUUCUACUUUUGAUUUUCUUAUAUUCAAUUUUGCUUAAUUUUUUGAUCUUACUAAUAACAAUUUAUCAUCAAGUUAACACAUUCCGAUUGUAACUUGUAAAUUUCCAUCUUUCACAAAAUGCUUCAAUUUUAUGUAAAAAUGAUAUUAAAAAAAAUAUUUCUCAUCAUUUGAAGCUGUUUUUGAACUUAUCAUACAGCAUUUGUUGGUCUCACUCGUCUUGGAGAGCCUACAAUGGCUGUGAGCUCAGCCUUUUUGUCCAGAUCAAAAUAUUGAAAGAAUAAGUUAGAAUAAUUUCACAAUUGAUCUUAAGUACUUCAGAAGGGAUAUUUUUGGUUCACUAUCUUCUUCAACUCUAAACUUGGAUGUGUGUUGUGUUCUAGAACAGAUGCACAUGAACACCAAGUCAAUGAGUUACGUGGAAGCAUGGCACAUGUUUUGAAUUCCCACGUUUUUGUAAAUUUAAUAUUUUUGACUGAAUUACAAAAGACCUGGCUAUUAUUAAGAUUAGUUCAUCUGUCAUUGUUGACGGUGACCAAGGACCUCAGAUGGGAGACGAAGAUGGGGCACGGUAUGUCUGGCUGUGGUCAGUCGGUCUGAUGCAUGCUUAGAAGGCUUUGCUGCAGGUUGGGCACCAGUGGUCAGUUAGGGCUGAAGGCAAGGAGUUGGCUCUGGACUUGUGUAGUUAGCAUUUUCUUUGUGUCCCUGCCAUUCUAUUCUGUUUGUAAAAGGGUACCAUCUCUGUUGGUGCAGCUUUGCCAGGCAGGGCAGUCUUGUGCUUGCAUUUCUCAGGUGUUGGGGUUGAUCUCAAAACUCUUUGGUGAGGCUUUGAAUGUAUCCUUCAAGCACUUUUUCUGGUUAGGAGAAGUGUUAGAGAUCUGGCUAGGAGACUAGUUACAGUUCUGGCUAAGAGAAUUACAAAAGAUCUAGCUAGGAGAAUUGUUAGAGAUCUGGCUAGGAGAAUUACUACAGAUUUGGUUAUGAGAAUUACAAGAGAUUUGGCUGGGUGAAUUGUUAUACAUUUAGCUCGGUGAAUUGUUUCUGUUACAAAUAUUUUGUUGUAUUUAAACAAGAAUAAUUGAGGUUUUCUGUUGAAUUAUAUUGUUAAAAAUGAAUGCCAUGAUUUGAAAUCAUCCCAGUGAAUAUUUUUAAAAAGUUGAUCAGAAAUCAUUUCCAUUUGAAUUAUUUGUAAACUCCAGUUUAAACUUCUCUUUCAUAUGAAUAAAAUGUAUUUCAAACAGAAAUUACUUGUUAACUUGAGAAACUGAUAAACAAUCUAUAAAUGUUUUAAUUGAUGAUAAUAAAGAAUAUGUUUCAGAAAUAAAAAGAAACACGAGAAAUAAUUAUGGUAGAAUUAAUUGUGGGGAUUAGGGAAAAUAUUUGAGGCUGACUAGCAUCGGUUGCAACUACUCUUCAUUAAUUUCCCUCCAAUUCAACUUUAUCCUGAAGAAGGAUUCUGUCCAGAAGAUUGGAGACUCCACUCCUGCCAUGGCAAUUUCACUGAACUCUGCCGAUUUAAUUAACAUUGGUUGGAACUGGUGAGGUGGGGAUGGGGAUGUGAUUGGACAAACAAGGGAGACAACUCCAAAGGUUUGUUUUUAUCAACUGAAGCAUUAACUUUGCCAUAACUUACACUAGUAAAUAACUCAAGUAAUUUGGUUGGAAUUAAUUUAAGAGACAAAAAUAUUUCCUUGAUGGAAAUCUAGUAAUCUUGAUAUGCACUCUUCGAUUUUUUUUAUGGUGUUCCAUAUAUAUAUAUAUAGCUUGAACUAAAGUUUCUGUAAUGAAACAAGGAGUUUUGGAGUAUUCUUGUCACUGUAUAUACUCAGGUACUCCAAUACUCCCUAUAGCUUUCUUGUGAUUUCAUCAGAUCAAAGAUUCCAAAGUCAUUCAUUUGAAAGAGUUGUAAGUAAACUUGGAGCAGGAAAUGUAUUUGUUGAGUUUAUCGACAUGAAAUUUAUGUUUGGUCUACUGCCUCUGUAUUGUUGAAUCUUAGCAUUGAGCACUGUUUUGUAUAUAUGUAUGUACAAACAUAUAUUAACAAACACACAGGUGCGCACACACACACACACAUUUAUGUUUACACACAUACUUAAAUAUAUCACUUCACCAAAAUGGUGUGAAUUUACAUGGUUAUUUAAAGAAACUUAAAUAUUCCAAGUGAGAGAUUAAUGAAAUCUUGCCUUCUUUCCAUAGUCCUAAUCUGUCGUCCAGUUUGACACCCCUAACACAUCCUUGGGUAUCUUCAACAGAAUCCAUUUUGUUGCAAGCAUUCACAUCAGAUCUCUAGUCGGUCGAUAACAUCAUGUUACCAUUCUUAGAGACUCUGAUGCAGGUCUUGGAUGCUGCCUUUCCUACUUGGGUAGAAAUAUAGAUGGUUAGUUAACACUGGUUGCCUGAACCAUUUUGGCAGACAUCUCUUGAGAAACAUUACUUAUGGAUGAUGAUGUUGUGGCUUAGUUUCACGUCAGCCUUCAUAUGACUUUCUCAGGCAUAGCAUAUCUAAGACUACAUUAUCUAUUGUGUCACCUCCCUUUUUUUAAGAUGUUAUUUUACUGGUUUCACUUAGUGGACUCUGGCCAUGCUGGGGCACAACCAUUGAUUGAUUUUUAAUUCAUUGUAUUGAUCCCAGUACAGAUGGGUUGGUGUUUAUUUUAUCAGUCUCUAUUUAUCAAAUCACUAAGUUACCCUUUUAACAUAAAGGGACACAACUUGACACCGGUUUUACACCAGUAAACAUACACACUCACACACACACACACACAAGUCCUGUUUCUUGUUUAUGUUUGUCACAACUCUCUUUGUCUUGCCAAUAUUUCUUCAGUUUUAUUGUGAAUUGUUAAAGUAAACCACAUCCACUUUGUUUAUUGUGAACCAACAAAGUUAAUUAGCAAUGCAUUAAUUAGUUGUUUUUAAAUGGUUACCUUUUUGGGUUUGUUGUUAAUUCCAGUAUGAUGGUAUUACUGGAAAAGUUAGUUUAGAUUGUCAAUUCUUUGAGCUUGUUGUAUGCAACAUGAGGUAAUGUUAGUUAGUGAGGUUAGAUGUAGGUAGAAUGAGUUCAAAUAGAAGCUAUGGUAGUUAUUAAUUAGUAUCAAUAGAAGCUGGUAACAAGAUUGUUAAUGAGGUUCUUGUUAUCAAAACGAUACACAACAGUUCCUAGUCUUUUUCCAUUGUGAUCCAUUUUGCCAAAUUAAUAAUCUUUUCUUUAAAUUUAAAAAUUACAGAUUUAAAAAAAAAAUUGAUAAAAUUGACAUCUAGGAACAUUAUUCUGCUUUUGUUUGCAGUACGUGUUGUGGCUUUUAUGCCUCUCUGUCUCUAUAAACUUUUGUCAUCAUGGCUGUUUCUAAUUUAUUCUAUAUCCCAAAGUGGAUCAUGACCAAUAAUUUGGGAACUGCUGAUACUAAAGAAUAUGAACAUUUUAUUAAAAGAGUUGCACAAAGGAUUGCAAAAGAGGGAGAGAGUAAGAAGAUUUAUUUAGUCAUAGAAGUUUCAAGAACUACUGAAGAGUAUUUUCUCUCUUGAAUUCAUUCAAAGAUCUCAUUGGAACUGUAUUUCUUUAAAGAAAAAUAGAAAAAGAAAGUAGUUUUAAAUUUCAUUGUUACUAUAGUUUCAAAUAUUUACUCUCUUUAUAGUUACUGUGAAGGCACAUGGUCUAGUGGUAAAGGUGUUGCACUGACGAUCGCAUGAUCAUGGGUUCAAUUCCUGGAACAAAUGUGCAUGUUGUGUUUUUGAGCAAGAGCCUUCAUUUUACAUUGCUCCAGUCCAUUCAGCUGUAAAUGGGUCCCCCCUCCCCUGCAAUGAACUGGCAUCCUGUUCAGGAAGAAUGUGGGCCUGACCCCCUACCUACAUUCAGAAGCUACAAAAUGCAAGGAAGUGUAUUGUAACCAGUGGUGUGUAACAACAUCUGAUAGUCUUGCCAAUACACUGAUACAGUUAUGUAGUCAUCAUAGUUUCAUGUAUCUAUCUCUCUAUAGUGUUACUAUAGUUUCAUAGAGUUCCACUCUCUUUAAAUUUGGUUUUUAAAUGUUAUUCAAAUAAAAUGUGUUAUAUCUUUACCAAAUUAGAAAAUAUAGAUUGAGUUCCACUUUACUGAAAGUUUCCAAGGACCAAAUUGUGUCUGAUAAUUCUUCAGAAAUCCAUGUCAUUAGCAUUGUUGGAAUUACUUCUCCUUUCUUACAUACUUUGCACCAGAAAAUAGUUUAAAUCUCAAUCCUUCAUAUGGAAUAAUGUCUCCCUGUGAAGAAUGAUGCAUGAACAAAUGGUUUGGCCUUUGCAGUUUGUCUUGAAACAAAGUCUUUUCCUCGACUUGUGAAUCUUGCUCUUUUGGACAAAAUGCUGUACAGUAUUGAGUCACAUCAGUUUCAGCUCUGAGUUCAAAUCAUGUCAAAGUCAACUUUACCAAUCAUUCUUCAUGGGUUGAUUAAAAUAAAGUUCCAAUUAAGUAUUAAGGGUCAAGCUAAUUACUUAAUUAUAUACAAUCGAUUAUAUCCGUCCCCCAAAAUAUGUGGCCUUGUGCCUCCCUUAGAAAUCAAUAACUAUGUUGCUUGCCCCCUCCCCCCUCCCACCACACAUCCUUUCUGCUCAAUUUUCAUAAGGCAGAAGAAAGAUAAUCAAUAAUAAGUUAAUACUAAUUAUUCAUUGAUUUCAAGAGAAGAAAUGGGGAAGCUAAUAAUAGGUGGGGUUUGAUCAUAAAUUAGUGGAUAGUGGAGUCUUGGUUGAUUUACUCCAAUCUAAGUAAUCUGCAGUGGUGGCCACUGAGAACAUAUCGAUGUAUCUGUGAUAACAAUACAGUGUUCAAAAACACUGAGUCUGUGGGGUACAAUAAUUGUUGUUGUUGUUGAGCCCCCUCCCCCCUCCAGGACAGACCUUUUGGUCAAAGACAUUCAAGUUGCAGUGAUCUGAUCUUUAAUGCAUCCAAAGCUACAAUAUCCUGGAUGUAUGGGGCUUCUUUCAUAUUUUUAAAGACAAUAUGAGGUGCUUUGCCUGUUAUUUCUAGCAUGUCUAGUGAGCAUGUAAUGGCUUACCCCUGCCUCCUCAGUUCAUGGUUUACAGUCUAAGAACUGCUUUGAUUGGAAAAGAUCAAUGAACAAUAUGUUGAGAUAGUUAGGAUUGAUGAUCAUGUUUAGAAUGUUAUCGUUUGAGUCCUGCCAUGGGUUGUAGAAAUGCCAGAGCAGUACUGGCUUAAUUUAAUAACAGACCUGUUGCAAUCCUAAUUCCACUAAGCUGCCAUAUUGCAUCUGUUAAUCUAGCUUCUGUACCCACAGAAUGUUUAAUGAAAUAGUUUGAUAAAUCUUAUAUGACACUACUUGGAAAUAUUUGUAGUAAGAUCUGAAAACAACCAAAUGAACUAUUUGAUACGCUAACUUGCUAUGCAACACUCUUGAAAUAAAGCAAUUGAGUUGAGUUAAAAUUUAAAUUAACAUUAAUUUUUCUCAGCUUUUUAUCCUGCCAUAAAAUGUCUAAAAUUCUAAAAUGUUUAUUGUUUAAAAAAACAAAAUCAAACAUGAAAUAUUUUGUUUUGUACCUUUUUAGUAUAAAAAUUGUAUUUGAUUGAAUAUGAAAAACAAUUUUCCUUUUGGUAAAAAAAAGAAUUUAGGUUUUCUCAGAAAAGUUAUUUUGUCUUGUACUUGAUUCCAAAGCCUUCAAUAUUCCAAAAUAUUGAGUUCUUUUCACAAAUGAAUCAAUACAGAAGUCAUAUUUUUCAAUAUAAUUAUGUUUUGAAAUAGAAUUAAAUUCUUGCAUAUUUUAGCAGGAUUGCACUUUUUUUUUUUUUCAGUAGAAUUAUUUUAUAUUUAGUUGUUUUUAUAUUCAAGUAUUUACAGAAAAUUUAUUUUGGCUAGAAUUACAUUUAACUCUAAACUUGACCAUUGUUUUAUAUGGCACACGCUGUCUCAUUGUAGAAUUGACAUUUUAUUGGAUUAAUCAGUUUUGGAGAAAUAUUUGUAUAUUAUAUCAUUAUAUACAAUUCUUGGUCAUAACAAUGGCAGCAGGCGGUGAACUAAUGGUGGCCUGUUAGAGAUGACAUUACUUUUAGUUCUGUUUGUUGCCAAAUAUGAGACCAACAGAGAUUUCUCGAAUGACACAUGUCUGUUGGUACAAGAACUUUGGUUGGAAAUAUUGUUUUGUUUUCUCUCUUUGACUGAGGCCAAAUUUUAAAUCUUGCUCACCAGUAAUAUAAAUGGUCUUCUGAGCAAGAACUAUAAAAUCAGGAAAAGAGAAAAACAUUCCUACCAUAAUGGCAUUUAUUAAAACGUUUUUUCGUCCCUCCAUGUUCUAAGGGAAUGGCCACAGCACAUGGGGGUGAUAAUGAAUUGAAGCUUUCGGCUGCAACUGCUGAAAUAUGUUACAGAACAAAACAAUUGUCUGCCAUCUGCAGACAAUGUGGGAUAAUAUAUCAUAUUUCUCCUGGUCAAAGAAAAAAAAUAAUAAAUCCUUUGAUUUUAUUUAAGUUUCUAAUUCAUAAAUCUAUUAUUAAUGAUUUUUUAUUUUCUUCACAAAUAAUUCUUCUUUUUAUCUGUAAUAUUUUGAAAAAGUUGUUACAAACUCCAUUCUCUUUUUAUAUCAAAAUAAGACAAUCUUCCAAAUGUCGAAGUUAGAAAUAAUUACCAUGGCUUGUCUUUAUCUUUCUAUGUUUUCCCAUUGAACUGUUUCACCUGUACACUAUUCUUUUGUAAGUUCAUUUAUUAAAAAUUGGUUGGAUUCUUUAUAACACAACUAUUUUUAUAAAUAAAAAAAAUUCAUUAUUUACAAA
Octopus bimaculoides (California two-spot octopus) is the source of this 8994-nucleotide messenger RNA. Its product is annotated as dual specificity protein phosphatase 23. NCBI's taxonomy places the organism in Eukaryota, Metazoa, Mollusca, Cephalopoda, Octopoda, Octopodidae. The record is from RefSeq and is a predicted model, not a curated record. Gene Ontology annotation, biological process: protein dephosphorylation.